AGUGUUGCAACCUCGCGACAUUCAACUCCUGCUACUACAACAACGAAAAUACAGCUGAAGAACAUGGAGAAAAUACAUGAGAACAUUUGACGAAGGACACCAAAAAAUGGCACAGUCUUGCCGAAAAAUGAAGCGACAAAACAUCGACGCAUAUCUGUCACCGACGAAUACGCGAAAUCUCUUGGUUUUCGACGAGGAAUACCAGAAUACGUGAGGAGUUGUGUUCAACACAGUCGCCGAAACUCGAGAAGAAAGACGUGAAAAUGGCUACGGUUGUUGGUUCCCAGACUAGCUCUGAGCGGACGGCGAUGGAAAGGUUUGGCAGCGGAGGGAUGGCUAUUCUGCCGUGGACUAAACAGAUGCUCACCGUGCUGUGGGAACAGCUUCGGUUGCUGGUUCAAGUCAUUUACUACACUUUCCUGUCAGUUUUCCAAAUGUUCAGGUUUGAGGUUCACGUGAGAAUCACAGACGAGACUGGUCAGCAUAUCCAGCACAUGACCACAGCCACAAACCCAACAGAAUCAUUCCUCUUCACCUCUUUGUUUGAGGGAGACAACAUGGUUGGUGGUUCAAAUCCCCUCUCCAACUUCUGUGCAGACGUUGGUGACCCGUUUGCUGGGAAAUCCACUGCUGAGGCCUUGCUGUCCAGUCUCCGUGCUGACGACCUGUGUUGCGGGCUUGUGGAUGAGUUUGUGUCCAGAACAGCUGGCAACGAAGAGGGCAUCUUUCUGGGACACCAAUCUGGCUGGAAAAUGGGCUUCCCUGGCGACUGGAACUUCUUUGUGUCGAGCGGCGAGGACUCGGGUUCAAACGACACCUGCCAAAAAAAUAGUGAGGAAGACCUCAAAUGGGAUAUUUCCAAGGAAAAAGUUUUCAAGCAGGACACAUCAGAAGAAGAUAGAAACUCUCACUGGAGCAGUGAGGAAGACCAGAACACAGUAGAAUUUGAGAGUGACGAAAGUAAAGCACUUUGGGAAUCUCUGUCAAAAUCCAGUGAUCCUUACAACCCUUUCUUUUUCUCCGCCUGCAUUUCAACUAACACAGAUAUGGGCAAAAGAAAAAGUGAAGUAAAAGACUGUAGCGACACCGACCUCAUGUCCGUAAGCAAGGCCAGUGAGGAAAUGAUGGGGUCUCAGGGCCUAAAGAACUGGGUCUGUCGCUCCGACAGCGAAAGCAGUUGGAGCAGUUGGGCCAGUUCGGAUGGUUCGAGCCCUGACAUCGACAAGGAGGAAAGUGAGAGGCUGUGGGACUUCUUCAGCAGUCCUGAAGACCCUUACAAUCCCAUGUGUUUCACUGCAUGCACAAUCAGCAGCACAGCUCCCCAAGCCACCAUGUUAUCUAAUUGCGAAACCCCAAAAUCUGACACAGACACAGAGGAGAAGGAGAGCACCAUCCCCCCUUCAUCCGAAGAGGAUGAAGAAUCACUGUGGAAAUCUCUCUGCCUAAAGGAUGACCCUUACCACCCUUUGAACUUCCAGGCACCCCUUCAGACCUCUCCAAAACGAACACUCCUGCAAGACGAUGAUUCAGAUAUUCUUAAUGUUCACCACACACCAAAUUCAUCCACAAAAGCAAAGAAAUGGGCAAAAGCACCCCAGAAGCCUGUGCUGCCAGAGAGACAGACAAAGCAUCACUCCCAUCCAGAGACUAUACUAGUGCCCUGGAAAAGAUCUGGACAAACACCCACACCAACUUCAGAGAUGAAAGAAAGCAAGGCUGACACCACCCAGAAGAAGGUUCGAUUUUCUCCUGUUGUCAAACUCCAUGUCCUGCGGACCUGGCCGUUUGCGCGGCAGGCGUCUCGUAAAGGACACUGGGAAGAGAUGGCACGAGACCGUGACCGCUUCCGGAGGCGAAUUGAUAAAUUGGAGCAGGUCAUUGGCCACUGUUUCACCCAGACCCACAGAGAGAACAUGCGGGCCUACCUGGACAGUGCCUUGAAAAAAACACAAGGGUCCUGAACACUGACUGCUUCAUUUCCUUUUAGGAUGAGAACUUGUGAUUGGUUGCAAUGCAACAGUGAUUUUUGAUUUAGGCCAAUUAGAAUUUUGAUGUUAGGCCAACGUAAAAUGUUUGGUGUCGAGUUGAACAACUUUGUACCUCAGAUGGUUUUAUACAUUGUGUAACUGUUGCACUGACUGACACUUUCUCAUUUUAAGCUCAGCGUUACUGUGUGGAAUGUUGUUUUUGUAUGCCUUAUAUAAUGACCUAGUAAUGUAACUUAUUGGUGAAGUUUGCCAUUUAUUUUUACCUUUGCUUUCAGCAGUUUUUAUGUGUGAAGAAACCACAGUCGUGACUCUAGAAAAAAGUAGAAAAGGAUAUCACAAAAAAAGCAGAGCUUUAUAUUGCAAAGUGUUUUGAGAAGUUUUGUUAAGCAUGAUGGAUACGCGUCAGGUUCUGGUGCAAUUCUUGUCUUACUGUCUUACAACUUUAGGAUUUGAUAUUUAAGUCUUUGUCUUGUAUUUUCUUAUAUUCCUGCACAUAAAUGGCAGCUUUUUAGUGCUGAUUGUGAAGAUGGGCGUUUAUCUGAUUGUAUUUGCUGCAUAACACUUUGUCCUCUGUGACUCACUCAGCUUGUCACAAUAACAUUGUGUGGCCAGACUGUCCCGAGCAAAUUGAUCAUUAGGUGCUCUGAAUCAAUAAAAUUUGUUACAUUGUAA
Messenger RNA from Haplochromis burtoni (Burton's mouthbrooder), 2660 nucleotides. It is a transcript of the gene ppp1r15b, whose product is annotated as protein phosphatase 1, regulatory subunit 15B. Gene Ontology annotation, biological process: response to endoplasmic reticulum stress. The transcript is spliced from 3 exons. Lineage: Eukaryota; Metazoa; Chordata; Actinopteri; Cichliformes; Cichlidae. The coding region runs from base 264 to 1961 and encodes 565 amino acids. Gene Ontology annotation, molecular function: protein phosphatase regulator activity. Gene Ontology annotation, cellular component: endoplasmic reticulum; protein phosphatase type 1 complex. The record is from RefSeq and is a predicted model, not a curated record.